CAAUUGUUAGCAAUGCAUACAACUAUGAUGAUGAAAGUGAAAAAGAAUUGUUUCAACAAUAUUUACGUAAUCAAGCAUUGGAAACACCAAUAUUGGUAACAUUAAUAAUCGUAUAUGCUGUAUUAAUAUUCAUUGGAGCAUUUGGUAAUGGUCUUGUUUGUUUGGCCGUUGCAAGAAAUCCUCGUAUGCGUACAUCACAGAAUUUAUUCAUUGUAAAUCUAGCCAUUUCCGAUCUAUUACUUUGUUUUUUUACAAUACCAUUCUCAUUGUUUGAGAUAGCGACAAAAUUUUGGCCUUAUGGUGUUACAAUGUGUAAAUUGGUUCAGGCAUUGGAAGGAACAUCGAUUUUUGUAUCAACAUUAUCCAUUAUUGCAAUCGCAUUGGAUCGUUAUAAUGUGAUUCUUCGUUCAGUUAGUCCUGAUCAACAUCGUCGUACAACAGUGGUGCCCAUUUUUCUAAAACUAAUACUAAUAUGGAUUAUUGGAAUCAUAUUGUCAAUGCCACUGUUUUUAGUUCGUACAGUUGAAUCUCAUUAUAUUGGAAUGGGACCAAUACAUACAAUCAAUUUUUGUAUUGAAAAAUGGCCUAUUGAUAAUGGUCGAGCUUAUUAUUCUGUAUUAUCAAUGUUAAUACAAUAUGUUGGACCAAUCAUUAUUGUAUCGGUUGUUUAUGCACGUCUUUGUAUUAAAUUACGUUCACGUACCCUUCGUCGUACAUCGACUACACAGUUACCUAAAUUACGUACAAGAUUACAAAGGCGAAUGCGUAAAACAAAUCUAUUAUUGAUAUCGAUUGCAUUGAUUUUCUUUAUAUCAUGGUUACCAUUGAAUGUACUCAAUAUAGUAGCUGAUUUUUUCUUUCCCGUCAGUGCAUUUCGUAUUACAUUUGCAAUUUGUCACAUGUUUGGAAUGUCAUCUGCAUGUUCGAAUCCAUUCUUAUAUGGAUGGCUGAAUCAAACAUUUCGUAAUGAAUUCAAAGAAAUAUUUAAUUCAUUUCAACGUUUAUUUUGUCGCCGAUGUUUUAAAUAUCCAAUAAUGCAUCGACAACAAUUAACAUCGGUUAUUCGUGAAUCUGAUCAUUCAAUGUCAUUCUCGCCAAAUCAUCGUAUUAUUCAUUAUCAGCCAAAUAAUGGUCGUUGUACAAUAACAGAUUUUAGUCAUAUUAUCAAUACACGUACAAAUCUGACAAAUAACAACAGCAACAAUAAUAAUAAAACAAACAAUACAAAUAUAGUCAAUAAUAAUGAUAUAAUCAUUACGACAGAUGAUACGAAUCGAAAAAAUCCUUUUUUAAAUACAAAUACGAAUAAUAAUAGUAAUUCUAAUAGUACUAAUAACAACAACAAUAAUAAUAAUAACAUUUGUCAUCGAUUAAAUUUCCAUCCAUCAACGGUAACAAUGACAACAACAACGAAUAUGAAUGAAACGGAUACAACACAAAUCUAUCCAGCAUCCACAACAACAACAACAACAGUGAUACAUGAAGAUGAAUCGAAUAGUUUUCAAAAACAAAAACAUCAUCAACAACAACGACAGCUACAGAAAAAACGGUCAGAUGGUCAGAUAAAAAUUAAUUAUUCAAUGAAAACAGAUGACCUAAAUCAAUAUGAUAAUAGUAACAAUAACAACAUCAACAACAGCAAUAGUAAUAAUCACAUUAAUUUUAAUCGAAAUGCCCAUUGCAAAUUUAAAAGAUUAUCAUUAGUUGAUUCAAGAAAACGUCGAAGAAAAAGAAAUUCAAUAGAUCAAACAUCAUUAUCAUUACAACAAUCAAAGCAAAAACAGCAGCAGCAGCAGCCACAGUCACAACAAAAUAUAACCUUUAAGAAUUGUGAUAAAAAUAACAUCGAAGAUUAUGAUAAUAAUAAUGAACCAGAAUUUAAUGGUAUACAACAGAAUAUCAAUAAGGAUGAUGGUCGACAUUACCAUCAACAUCAACAACAACAAAAAUGAAAAAUCAAGAAAAAAAGCUAAAUUCUAGUCAUUAAAAUACUAAUUUUUUUUCUUUUAUAUAUGUGGUCACUUUUUUAUAUACUUUUUUGUUGAAUAAAAAAAAUUGAAUAAAACACACACACACACAGACACAUAAAAAAUAAAUGAUGAAAAUCCAACCGGAAAUAUACAAUAAAAUUGGACAGAUGUGAACCAUAUACAUUUCCAGAUAAAAAUAAAAAAAAACAAAGAAAAACAAAUUAACAAUUCGAAGAAUAAAAAAAAAACCAAAAGUGA
Dermatophagoides farinae (American house dust mite) is the source of this 2228-nucleotide messenger RNA. NCBI's taxonomy places the organism in Eukaryota, Metazoa, Arthropoda, Arachnida, Sarcoptiformes, Pyroglyphidae. The record is from RefSeq and is a predicted model, not a curated record.